Messenger RNA from Fopius arisanus, 1787 nucleotides. RefSeq lists its product as uncharacterized. The transcript has 5 exons. NCBI's taxonomy places the organism in Eukaryota, Metazoa, Arthropoda, Insecta, Hymenoptera, Braconidae. The coding region runs from base 477 to 1361 and encodes 294 amino acids. The record is from RefSeq and is a predicted model, not a curated record.
AGGGUAUUGCGCAUGUACAUGAGCGUCAGUUCCACUCGGACUUUGGACACGUGAACAAGAUUCCAAGAGAGGAAAGUUUUUCUUUUGAUUGGUCCGCUCAUUGUAUGGAGCGAGAGAAGAGUGAAAAGCACGGAGAGAGCCCUGUGGAGCCAAUAAGCAGCUGCAGGGAUGAGAAUGGAUAUUUGCCGACGGUGGGCCGUUGGGGUAACGAAUGGCCGAGUUGACUCGAGUCGGCAGAAUCAUGGUGCCAGCCACAGGGGCAGGCCCGGGGGCCCUGGAUCAGGGGUGUUCCGCUACCCCUGCCGGUUUGGGCCCAUUCUGAGUCUAAAACGUUGACCGUCGAUACUGUCGAACAGUAUGAGGAAUUAGCAGGAAGCGUUGAGUUGGAAACACAGCGUCUACUGCGCGAGCACCGUUAUGAUACCAUCGGCAAUUUCCUAAGGUUCUACAGGGACUUCAAGGAAAAUUCCGAACCGAUGGUGGAGCGUUUUUAUCACAAAUAUGAGCCUCUGAUAACGCGUAAACAUCAUACUUGUGUUGGUCUUGGUUUUGAACUUAUCAGCAGAUUAAAUGGGCUUGAUGACAGAUUUCCUGGUAUAAAAAGUGGCCUUUACUUGGUAUCAUGCGAAGAGACUAUUGGAGACAUUGAGGGGUACGUAGGCGGUCCGCCUGCAGCUGAUAUUGGUGAAAAAGAGCAUGUUCUUGUUUGUCUGAAGAUCAACAUCAAUGGACGCAGUGGUGUAUUGAUCCUCGAUCCUGGUUAUCACGUAGCACGUGUUGUUACUGUUAUGGCUGAUAAAUUAUAUCCACACACUGGCUGGUUCACCCAGUCUGAUGAGCCUCAAUGUAAAAAGGAGUACAAUUAUUCUCUCUGCACACAAGAUCCGGAUUACGUUGAGUGGCAUGAGAGAGAGACACGCCCUGGUGCCUUAGAACGCACACAAGUUGCUCUAAUUUAUGUUGCAAGGCCGUAUUUAACUGCCAUUGAUGUUACUGAAAGACGAAAUUUGGUAUACAAUUUUAGGAGUCUGUUAGCGAGAGAUACGAAAGGCCAUGUUACUGCUGGUCUAUAUUUUUCAUUGGUACUUGACAAUUCCCAGAUGUUUACCAUUUUUUACCAAACUAACGACGGCAAGAGAAAAGUUAAAAUGCCUUUCAACAAAUUCCGCGCUACGUCCAAGGCACCCAUUACUGAUGAUGAACUGAAUAUGAUUAACAAAUGUGCUCGACAAAUGGAUCUAACACCAGAAGAUAUGAGAAGUCUCCUGACAGCUCUGGCUACUGUCAUGAAUGAUACCUCUUUCGUCGCCCAAGUACUCGCCAUAAAUUCACGAAUCAACACAAUUGCUGAAGACAAUUAAUGAGACUUAAAACAGUCACACGGAUGUGUCCAACAUGUUUUAUUUUAAUAUUAUUGCUCGCUUUCCUUGUACAUUUAUUUUAUUUCGUUUUAUUUUAUUCUCGAAUUGAAUUAUUAUUAAGUGUUGUUUUUCAUGACUCGACGGAACAACGUACGUGAGACGUUUCUAAACAGACAAAUUUCUUUUGGACAACAUAAUUAUGUUUACACUCAUUAUUAUGGUAAUUAUUUUUAUUAUUAAUCGCAAAAUAUGUAUUUACCUUUGAUUUUCGAAAAUAUCGUUUAUUUUCCCCGUUUUAAUAUUUUAUUUUCUUUUGGGACUACUCUUUCAUGGUGGAGGGUAUAUUUUCUUUUGCGCUAUUACUCUAUAUGAUUAUUAAAAUUUGUCAUUUAAUUUUUUUGAUUGGAAUAAAAUUUGUGCUUCGAA